GGGGAUCGGGCUCGGCGCUGCCGUUACUGUGCUCGCGCGGGCACGAGGAGGAGGAUACGACGGUCCGCAUGCGGCGGUCGGGUGCUGCACAUGCCGUAGUCUGGCAGCGCGCACAGCCCGGAGUGGAAACGAGCCAUGGCGCCCCUCGGCUCGUGCCUCUCGAACCUGUUUACAAACAAGCGCACUUUCCUCCACGGACUGGCGCUGUGCCGUAGCGCUUUGCGCGCGUACUCCGGAUUAGCGCAGCGCCCGAGGAGGGCGACUCGCUGUCCCGCCGGGAGGCUCGAAGUGCCGGUGGCCACUGGACCGGCGCGCCACGGUCCCCGAAGCGCCGCGGCGGCGCUGAGCACUUCGCGCUCCGAGCGGGGGCGGGGCGGGACCGGCUGGCUGUGGUCCAUCUACCACGACACCAAGAAGAAGACGGAAGAUUCAAUACCUAUGAUACUGAACAACGCCGUCAAUCCCAACACCAUCUUUGCCAACAAUGAGAUGAGCCUGCAGGACAUCGAGAUCUACGGCUUCGACUACGACUACACGUUGGCUUUCUACUCCAGCCACCUACACACUCUGAUAUUCAACAUCGCUCGCAACAUACUCAUCGAAGAGCACAGGUAUCCUGAGGGACUGAAGGAAUAUGACUAUAUUCCUAAUUUUGUGAUACGGGGUCUACACUAUGAUGUUCAGAAGGCUUUGCUGAUGAAGAUCGAUGCGUUCCACUACAUUCAGUUAGGGACCGUGUACAGGGGCCUGAACCCGGUACCGGAUAAGGAGGUCAUCGCCAUGUACGAAGGAUCCCACGUACCCCUAGAAAUCAUGAGCGACUUCUACGGCAAGAGUUCCCACGGCCACACAAUGAAACAGUUCAUGGACAUUUUCUCCUUACCUGAGAUGACCUUGCUCUCCUGUGUCAACGACUACUUCAUGAAGCACAACAUCGACUACGAGCCGGUCCACCUCUACAAGGACGUCAAGGAGGCGAUAGGAGACGUACAUGUGAAGGGGAUCCUGUACCGCGCUGUGGAGGCUGACAUUGAGAAGUACAUCUGCUACGGUGAGCAGACGCACGCGGUCCUGAGGAAGCUGUCGGAGAAUGGCAAGAAGAUGUUUCUUAUCACCAACAGCCCCUUCGAUUUCGUAGACCGGGGGAUGAAUUACAUCGUCGGGAAGGACUGGAGGGACCUGUUUGAUGUUGUCAUAGUGCAGGCCGACAAGCCUGGCUUCUUCAACGACAGGAGGAAGCCUUUCAGACGUGUCACCGAUAAUGGAGUCUUGCUCUGGGACAGGAUUCACAAGCUGGAGAAGGGAAAGAUCUACAAGCAGGGUAACCUGUACGAGUUCCUGCGACUUACUGGCUGGAGAGGCUCCAAAGUGCUCUACUUCGGAGAUCACAUCUACAGCGACCUUGCAGAUCUUACUCUAAAGCAUGGAUGGAGGACUGGCGCGAUCAUCCCUGAGCUGAGGAAGGAGAUCAAGAUCAUGAACACGGAGGAGUACAUCCACACCAUGACAUGGCUGCAGGGCCUGACGGGCCUCGUGGAGCGUAUGCAGGUGUACCGGGACCCAGAUUCACAAGCCGUGGUGCAGGAAUGGAUUAAAGAGAGAGAGGAAAUUAGAUCACAGACAAAGGGCUUUUUCAACUCUCAGUUUGGGAGCCUGUUCCGGACCUACCACAACCCCACCUAUUUCUCCCGUCGCCUCUCACGCUUUGCUGACAUCUAUAUGGCCUCGCUCAGCUGCUUGCUUGACUACGACCUCCGCCACACCUUCUUCCCCAGGCGCAACCCGCUGCAGCAUGAGUCUCCCUUCUGGCCGGAGCAAGGCGGCUUAAGCGCUGUUGGUAUCCCUGCGCAGGCCCGGCGGACGCAGGUCUCGCCCGAGUAGAGGUGAACGGGCACCCUGCGUCCACAGAGGGAUGCCCGGCAGUCAGGCCACUCCUGUGCACGGCCACGUCCGUGGGACUGGCAGUCUCGCAUACACCUAAGUCAUUGUAGACAUCCUUAGGCUGAGUAUCGUGACUAAGGCCCAUCUUCUUGACCUGUGCCUUUGUGAGUCCAAACACCAUUUCUGUGCUUUCACUUUGAGAGCAUUUCACAUAUACUUUCUACCCCCACACAUGAACUUCGCACAGAUUUAACGCUUGUGUCGUAAAACAGUAGUUGCAAGGUAAAGAUGUAGUAAUGGUGUGCUUUUAACAAUAUUCUUUGUAUAAAAUUUCAGCGAUCCGUUAUGCUCAGUAUCUUUAGAUACGUGUACUGUGUACAUUCAGGAAAAGCUAGAAUAAUUUUGUGUAAAUUUAAAGGUAAGCCUUUGGGACACACCAGGCUUAAUGUCAAGCAGUCUUUUCAUACGUGACUACUGUAUUGCUGAAUCUAUUUAGCCAAUUACACAGUCCGAUUCACACCACUGUCAUAAUUCAUAUAUCUAAAAGUAUAAAAUAUGAUUAAGGAUUGUCUUCAGAACGUAAAUCUAAGGGCACAGGACAAAGGGAUUUGCUGGACUAUGUCAUGCUAGAGAGGAGCAGUAGAACAGAUAAAAACCUGAAUGAAAUGUUUCAGUGGGAUGCCUUACAUUAGUCAUAAAUAGAUGUAUAUAUUUUUAGUAACUUCAAUACUUCCGCACUGCCCUCUUAAUUUAUGUUCUUUCAGUAUCAGUUUUUCCAGUAUAAAUAAUUAAUUCAUUCAAAACAUGGUGUGUUGACUGCACAGUUUUAUAAGGGAGGGUAAAUCACUAAUAAUCCCACAGAAUUAUGUUAGUCUCCAUUUUCGCAGCAGUUGGAUUAGCAGGAGGUUCAUAGAAAAGGACUAUUUUUCUAUAGAAAAAGUUAGUUGUCUUUUUCAACUUUCUUGAACUUCUGGUGUAAUUUAGGAUAUAUAUGGGUGUUUAAAGUUUUGUACAAUGCUAUUUUUUUUUAAGUGCAUGAAACCAUAAUGCUUCGAUUCAUUUAUCCACUUAUUUUAUUGAAAUGUGUGAGCACUGAAGUAAGUGAAAACAUGAGCAAAGGAUGGCAGGAUUAAAACUUCCUGUGAUUGUUUUACAACCAUUUAAACAUAUCUUGGUUUCCACAAAGUGACAAAGCUAUAGGAAAAAUCAGAGGCACUGGCUUUGCACAAGGCUUGGAAGGGAAAUACUGAGAUAAUGGAAUUUAAGGAUGUUGUUCAUGCAGUUUUCAGUCAGAGUGCUCCAGUUUGACUGUGAUUUUUGGAAAGUCAGUGUUUUUGUUUACACUUGUAUGGUGUUGCCUCUGCUUUUUCAUUGAUUUCAGAAUGUAUUCUGCAAUUAUUUAUUAAAAAAUGGCUGGCUCCUUGUGAAGACUGGUGUAUUAGCCUUUUAAAAAUUAUAUUUCAGUAGUUAUAACUACAGAACAUGUACAAAUCAGUAGAGUCGGUGAAUAUUUUCACUUCCACCGUAGAGAGUCAAAUACGGGUGCUGGGAAUGUACUGCUUGUUGACCUUGGUGAGUGAUGUGAGGGUGAAGCGAUAACGGAUCAUAGCGUUAGGCUCCUUGCAAUUCAUCUGAUCCCCACUCCAGUUGGAAACCUAGCCCAGAGGAACUGGAUCCAAGCCAGCAUUGCUACCUGAUCUGACAAAGCUGUUGUAUUGCAUCACCAUGACAACAUUUAAAUACUGGCUGCCAGCCAGUGUUAGUGUGUAUUGUUCAAUGAGGACUUUUCAAAAACCCCAGGGAUGUGUAGAUGUCCAACGCUACUCUUGGGAUAGAACAAGAUGGCUUACAGGCAGUCUGGGAUUUAAUUUAGGCAUUGGAAGUUUUUCUGGGCAAACGCAUAUCUACAUGUCUGGCAAAUAAAUUGUCAACAACUGGUAAAAAUAUCUCAAG
Scleropages formosus (Asian bonytongue) is the source of this 3834-nucleotide messenger RNA. It is a transcript of the gene nt5dc3, whose product is annotated as 5'-nucleotidase domain containing 3. The record is from RefSeq and is a predicted model, not a curated record. NCBI's taxonomy places the organism in Eukaryota, Metazoa, Chordata, Actinopteri, Osteoglossiformes, Osteoglossidae. The transcript has 14 exons. Gene Ontology annotation, molecular function: 5'-nucleotidase activity. The coding region runs from base 136 to 1881 and encodes 581 amino acids.